This is a messenger RNA of Caenorhabditis remanei, 1197 nucleotides long. RefSeq lists its product as uncharacterized. NCBI's taxonomy places the organism in Eukaryota, Metazoa, Nematoda, Chromadorea, Rhabditida, Rhabditidae. Gene Ontology annotation, biological process: mitochondrial phosphate ion transmembrane transport. Gene Ontology annotation, cellular component: mitochondrial inner membrane. Gene Ontology annotation, molecular function: phosphate transmembrane transporter activity. The coding region runs from base 1 to 1197 and encodes 398 amino acids. The record is from RefSeq and is a predicted model, not a curated record. The transcript has 3 exons.
AUGGGACUGUUUCACGAUGUUUGCGACGCCGCCCAAAAGAAUGGACUCAUGAUACCGUCGGCCACUUCAAUCGUCCGCACCGCAAAGUGUGCUUCUCCAGUCUCUUCAGGAGCCGUCGAUGCUCCAGUCGAGUUCGGAACAACUAAGUUCUAUGCGUUGUGUGCUCUCGGAGGAUCACUUUCGUGUGGACUAACUCAUUUUGCAAUCACUCCGUUGGAUAUCGUCAAGUGUCGUAUUCAGGUGAACAAAGAGAAGUAUGGAAGUAUGGUUCAAGGCUUCAAAGUGACCGUCGCUGAGGAUGGAAUGCGUGGUCUUGCUCGUGGAUGGGCUCCAACUUUCAUUGGAUAUUCCGCUCAAGGACUUGGGAAAUUUGGAUUCUACGAAGUCUUCAAGAACAUCUACAGCUCUGCUCUCUCCGAAGAAAACGCGUACAUCUGGAGAACUUCUGUCUAUCUCGCUGCCUCUGCUUCUGCUGAAUUCUUCGCCGACAUCUUCUUGGCACCAAUGGAAGCCGUCAAAGUGCGUAUGCAGACAUCUCCAACUGCUCCGCCAACUCUGCGUGCGUGUGCUCCAAUGAUCUACAAAACCGAGGGUCUCACUGGAUUCUUCAAGGGACUUCCACCACUUUGGACUCGCCAGAUUCCAUAUACCAUGAUGAAGUUCACUUGUUUCGAGAAAACCGUCGAGUUGCUCUAUCAAUACGUUGUCCCGAAACCACGUGCUCAAUGCUCGAAGGCAGAACAACUGGCAGUCACAUUCACUGCUGGAUACAUUGCUGGAGUGUUUUGUGCCGUCGUCUCUCAUCCACCAGAUGUUCUCGUUUCGAAAUUGAAUCAAGACGCGAAUGCAAGUGUCGGAAGUCUUGUGAAGAAACUCGGAUUCGCUGGAUUAUGGGGAGGACUUGGGCCAAGAAUUAUCAUGGUUGGAACACUGACUGCUCUUCAGUGGUUCAUUUAUGACUCCUUCAAGGUCGCCAUGAAUCUCCCUCGUCCACCACCACCUCAAAUGCCAGAAUCUCUGAAGAAGAAGCUUGGUAUCCCAGGAACAACUGAGGUCGCACCGGCUCCUACACUUGCUCCAGUUGCUCCAGUCAAGAAGGAGAAUGCUUCUGCUAAACCGGAGAAGGCUGAGAAGAAGGCGGAAAAGAAGCAAAAAGAGGAGAAGAAGGAGAAAAAAGCAAAGAAGGCCGAAGUGUAG